UUCUCAGAAAAGUUUUUUUCCGGGAAAAAAAAAGAAGGGAAAAGCUUAGCAUUCCCCGCCAGUGUGAAAGUGUUAACAGUCAAGUCCAGAGCGAUAAUCUAUGAGUUCUACAUUUCAUUUCAUUUGAGUUUGAAUUUCAAUCUCAAUCUUCGGAAAAACAAUCCUAGUUAAUCACGUUUCUCAGAAUCAGAAGUCACCACCACCUCUCUCUCUGUAUCGGUCUGUUAUCGUGAAAAUUGACUAAAGUUUCUGUUAACUGGACGUCAAUGGCGAGAGCUACUCGAGACGCAAUCGAAACUUUUACAAGCAUUACUGGUGCAUCCGAGGCUGUGGCGGUGCAGAGACUGGAGGAACAUGGUGGUGAUCUCAAUGAAGCUGUCAAUGCAUAUUUUAACGCAGGAGACAGAAACAUAACACGACGAGCACCUGUUGCAGUAUCUCAAAAUGAUUUCAUGGAUAUAGAUGAUCCAUUUGGAUUACAAACACAGGGACCUUCUUUGCCACUUCUAUCUGCUGCUAGAAACUUGGACCCAUUCUCAAUUACUGACCCCACUUUUCCUAGAAGUCUCUUUGAAAGCAGGGGUGCUUCUGAGUUCUCCAGCCAUGCACCAUUUUUUUCACAUCCAAGAAAUGUUCGGGAGAUCCCCAUAGAUAUCAAGGAUGGAAAUGACCACCCUGGUCAUUCUGGACCCAGUCCUACUGUUGAAGAUGUCACUGGAAUUGCAUAUACUCAUGAUCCUGAAAUUCAUGGACAAGUCAUAAUUGAUGAUGAAGAAGAUGAAGGUCCUCCGAUUAAUCCUCCGGCACAUACUCCUGGUCAGAAUGAAAGAGAAGCUAGCUUUUUGGGUGACAGUCAGUAUCAAGUGCAUGUCCCAAGUGUUCCAAAUGUAAGCAGUGACUACAGUAAUGAUAUAGAAGAAGAGAUGGUCCGCGCUGCCAUUGAAGCUUCAAAGCGAGAGGCUGAAGAGGGGUACCCAAAUCAGCAAUUUCCAUCUGAUGUAGAAGAGUUGGGAAAACUGCCAUCAGCAAAUGGGAGGCAAGGAUUUGGUUCUUCUGGCAAGGGAACGUCAAGUCAAUUUAAGUUGGAGGCAGGAAGCUCAUCUGUGCAAGAAGAAGCUAAGGAUGUAGAGGAGCAGCCAUUGGUUAAGCACAGGUCCAGACAUGUUUCUUCUGGAUCCGUGGAAUCUGCAAGUGAUGUUGGAGAAAUGUACAGCCCCCCUUCAAGUCCUAGAACGCAUGAUGUUGGUACUGAUCGGCAGCGCACUGGGGAUACCUUUCCCUCUGAUGAAUGGGGAGGCAUAUCUUCAGAGGAACACGAUGAAGCAGUUAUGCUCGAAGCUGCACUUUUUGGUCAGAUUCCUGAAGGUAGUGCAUAUCGUUUUGAUGUGGGAUCCUAUACUCAUCGGAUACCACGUUCUCCUUCACCCACUCUAACAGCACAACGCCUACUGCGAGAGCAGCAGGAUGAUGAGUAUCUUGCUUCCCUACAAGCUGAUAGAGAGAAAGAAUUGAAGGCCAGGGAGGAAGCUGAAGCCCGUCGAUUAGAAAAGGAAGCUUCUAGAGCUGCUGCUCUUCAAGAAGAGAGGCGCAAGGAGGAAGAAGCUCGCAUGAAAUUGCUAGAAGAAGAGGAGUUUGAGAGACAGCUAGCUGCAAAAGAAGCUUCUCUUCCUCAGGAACCAGCUUCAGAUGAUGAUAAUGCUGUAACUCUUCUCAUUCGGAUGCCUGAUGGUAGCCGACGUGGCCGUCGCUUUCUCAAGUCAGACAAGCUCCAGUCUUUUUUUGACUUCAUUGAUGUGGGUAGGGCCGUUAAACCUGGUACCUACAAACUGGUGAGGCCAUAUCCUCGGCGUGCUUUCAGUGAUGGUGAGAGUGAAUUAUCUCUGGGUGAACUAGGUCUAACCAGCAAACAAGAAGCCUUAUUUAUGGAAUUAGUUUAGGAAAGAUGAUUAUCCUACUUGUAAGUAGGAAAACAGAGGAAAAGGAGAGUACUUUUGAAAAUUCCAUUGAAACAACAAAACAUGCAUGAUGUGUGAUCUUGGCUGGUGAUGUUAUUGUUGGAGCCCAUUAAAAUGCCAGAACACAGCAAAAAUGCUGCUUCAUCUGAAGCUGAAAAUAGAAAAUUAUUGAACUCUUUCCAGCCACCACAACUAUUCUUCAGCAUUCUGGGUUUGUGGGCUGGAUGAUUGUUUUAAUUGGUGGUGUUGAUUGAUUUAUGGAUUUGUAUUUGUAUAAAAAUAUUUUAUUUUCAUUUUAAUCAUAUCAUUGGAAACUUA
Macadamia integrifolia is the source of this 2273-nucleotide messenger RNA. RefSeq names its product plant UBX domain-containing protein 8-like. Lineage: Eukaryota; Viridiplantae; Streptophyta; Magnoliopsida; Proteales; Proteaceae. The coding region runs from base 267 to 1937 and encodes 556 amino acids. The transcript is spliced from 9 exons. Gene Ontology annotation, molecular function: ubiquitin binding. The record is from RefSeq and is a predicted model, not a curated record.